GACAGAAACGUUCGUAGUUUCCAACGCCGCGGCCUCGCGAUUUCCUCCCUUUCCCGGCGCGGCGAUGGCUCCUCCCCUCCGCCUCCCACUCCACUCCAACCAGCCAGCGCACCGCGCCGCCUCGACACCCUCGAGCUCCUCGCCGAGCCCCGGAGACUCCCAUGAAUUAUUCGGCGGCGGUGGCGGCGGCGGCGGGGUGGCUGCUGUCGCCGUUUCUCAACAGCCUGAGCGACCGGAUCCGCUCCUGCGCCGACGACCUCUUCCGCUACCUCCCCUCGGGGUCCGCCUCCGCCGACCUCGAGCGCCUGCAGGACUACAUCGUCCGCCUCAGCGCCUAUGCCUCCGCCGUGGAGCGCGCCCGGUGCCGCCCGCUCCACACCACCCUCCUCGCCUGGCUCAAUCGCCUCAAGGACGCCGCGGACGACGCCGACAACAUCCUCGACGAAAUCCACUACAGGAGCCUUGCGGAUGCACUCACCGCACCCAGCCCCGAUCUCUGCAGCAUCCUCGUCACCCCCGGCUCGGUCUGCGGCCACCUGGUAUCAGUAUGCUCCGACCACCCCUUCAAACGGUUGCCCUCCGUCCUCGACAAGCUCGCCACCGCCUGCGCGGACUACGCCGGGAUCGCCUCCCUCGUCGGGCUCGACGGGGCCGGCUCUCCGCAGCGUGGGAACCGGCUCGCCAGGAACUCUAGCUCCAUCAUGCCGGCUGACGACGCAUUCUUUGGCCGCCAACGAGAGCUCAACCUUCUGGUUGAAACGUUAGUUCGUUGCAAUGGUUCUGCUCAAUUCGGGAACCAGAGUGUACCGGUUGUUGGCAUUGUUGGAGAUGGUGGGAUUGGCAAGACAAAACUUGCUCAGAUGGCGUUUCAUCAUCCAAUAAUUCUGGAGCACUUCGAUCUGCGGAUGUGGGUGUGUGCCUCGAGUCAUGUGGAUGAUUUGAGUCUUACUAGGGGGAUCCUGCAGGUCGCUGCAGAUUGGAAGGUGGACUAUGAUGGGAUAGUGAAUUUUGACAGGUUGCAAAAUUUACUGGAUUCUGCUGUUGCAGGGAGGAGGUUCUUGCUUGUCCUAGAUGAUGUUUGGGAUGACAAGGAGAUGACCAUGCCGGCCAACAGGGAGAGGUGGAGGAAUCUCCUAGCUCCUCUGCAGCGUGGGAAGCAAGGGAGCAGGAUCGUCGUGACUACACGAAUGAAGGUGGUUGCUGACAUGCUAGGUGUGAGGAUCCCAAUGAUGUUGGGUGGGUUGGGACUGGAAGAGAAUUGGUGUCUGCUCAUGAAGUGUGCGCUGGGUAGUGAGGAUAGUCGUAAAUACCCAAGUUUGCAGAAGAUUGGGAAGAAAAUAGCGUUAAAUCUUAAGGGAUCCCCUCUUGCUGCCAGACAUAUCGGUGGGAUGCUCAGUAAUACUCGAAGUGAAAGAGAGUGGAACAAUAUCUCAGGGACAGAUAUUCAUGAUGACAUUUUCUCGACACUUUUAUCGAGCUAUUAUCAUCUCCCUCAGCAUUUGCAGUAUUGCUUUUCGUAUUGCAGCAUAUUUCCAAAGAACUGGAAGUUUGACCACAAGAAAUUGGUCAGAAUGUGGAUAGCACAGGGUUUCGUUCAGACUGAAAGUGGGAGCUUGGAGGAUUUAGGUAUGAAAUAUUUCAAACGGAGCUUAGAGGAUUUAGGCAUGAAAUAUUUCGAACAACUGUUGGCAAGAUCAUUCUUUCAUACUCUUAGGCAGGGAAACAGAAUGCACUAUGUUAUGCAUGACCUGAUUCAUGAUUUGGCACAAAUGGUUUCCCACUCUGGUUGUGCAAGGGUUGAAGGCAACAUGUCCAAAAGCAUACCUUCAACUGUUAGACACAUAUCUGUUUCAAGCAACUUCCUCCCACACCUCAAGAAGCAAUGUGACUUGAGAAGAUUACGGACAUUAAUUGUAUACAAAGAUUCGUUGAUGACCUCAAGUACUAUCCCAGUUGAUUUUCUCUCAGAGGUAAAGAAUGUACGCACUUUAGAUCUCACUGGAUGUCUUAUAUCUGAGUUACCUGAAGCAAUUGGUCAUCUAAUUCAUCUGCGUUACAUUGCACUUCCUGGUACUAUCAAGGUGCUACCUGAAUCUGUGAGCGUGUUACUGCAUCUCCAGACUCUUGAUAUUCCAAAGAAGUGUCAACUAGAUGCAUUGCCUGAGGGUAUGCACCAGCUGGUCAGCUUGCGGCAUCUUGGCGUAGAUUUGAAGUACAUUUCAAUGAUAAGAGGUAUUGGUAGCCUCGUUAAACUUCAAGGGUCUAUCGAAUUCCAUGUUAAAACAGAAAGCGGGCAUACCUUAGAGGAGUUGAAGAAUAUGAAAGACCUCCAUGGUCUACUUCACAUCAAGAAUCUGGAAAAUGUUCAAUGCGAGGACGAAGCUUGCGAUGCACAACUGUCCAAUAAGGAACAUCUUAAAAUUCUGAAACUUGAAUGGACCUCCGCAGGUUCAGCUUUUGGUCCCCCCAUGGAUGCUGAAGUAUUACAAUGCUUACAACCUCAUAAAAACCUUGAAGAGCUUCAUAUCAAAAGGUACAAGGGGAAAUCAUCACCAAGCUGGCUGGAGCUAAAAAGUUUUGAGGUGGGAUUUCUAUCGGAUCUAAAAUCCUUGUAUCUGACAAACUGCAGAAGGUGGAAGCUGCUUCCUCCACUUGGACAGCUUCCGUCUCUGAAGGUGUUGCACCUAAAGGAGAUGUCCUCUGUUACUCAAAUUGGAAUUGAAUUCUAUGGUGGUGGCACUAUGACAUUUCCAUCACUGAAGGAUCUUGAAUUUGAUGACAUGUCAAACUUAAUUAGUUGGACGGGAGGAAAUAGCAACUUAAAUUUUCCUCGCCUGCGUAAAUUGAAGAUCUUAAACUGUCCAAAAUUGGUCAAAGUGCCCUUGCUUCCUCCUACAACAAAAAGUGUGACGAUAGAAGGAAUUCAAAAGAUUUCUAAUCUCAAAUUGACCCCUUACUGUUCAUCUAAAUCAGGUAAAUUUGUUUUGGAAAUUUCGUCUGCGAGCAUGUUGGGAGAAGGGUUCUUGCAUCAGAAACACCUUGAGGCUAUUGAGGUUCUAAACAUUAGAGGUUGUUGGGGUUUGAUACUUGCUGAAGGAUUGUGGUUACCUUCACUAAGAAAACUGCGACUAUCACAGUUCAACAUGGAUGAUGAACAGCUGAGUUUGUGUUUGGAGCACUUAACUGCUCUCACCUCAUUAGACAUAAUUGACUGCCAGAAUAUCACAUCUUUUCUCUUGCCAGAAGGUUCAAGGCAUUUUGAAACACUCCGGCAUUUGUGCUUUCAGGAUUGCCAGAUGCUUUCCUCCUUGGCUAACCUGGAAAGCUUUGUUUUCCUAAAAAGUUUGAUCAUUGAGAGGUGCGCAAGAGUUAUGACAGAGUCCUUGCCAACUGAGCUCACAGGAAUGACAUCUCUUAACAAACUGAGCAUUUCGCACUGCCCAGGGUUUCAAUCACUACCGAGAAACAUGCCAUUGUCCCUGGAAUUUCUUCAUUUGAUUGGGUGCCAUCCAUUGUUGACCCAGUGGCUUCAUGAGAGGAACGGUCCAGAGUGGGAAAGAUUGCCAUUAUCUCAGAUCACAGUAUACUAAAGUGAUACCAUCUGUUCUUGCACGGUACCUGUCUUGCUGAAUGAAGUAAGACAGUGGAAUGGAGAUUUGGAUUUUGGACAUGAAGCUGGUGCUUAAGGUCCUGUAUACAUUUGCAAUAGGAUGUCGGCAAACAUAAUUGCAGUGCCUUAAAUUCGAAUCGAUGACUUCUCUUCAAAGCUUUGUAAGGAAACAAUCAUGAGGAUACUUGGUGUUGCAAUUGCAUCUCAGGUUUUAGAUCAUGGCCAGCUCCAGUUCCCUGGAUAUUUUCACCACCUGUUCGCUUCAAAGCAUCAUCUGCAAGCUCUACGAGGAUGUGGUAUCCACUGCACUACUGCAGCAUUCAAGUGUGGGAACCAGGGAAACCGAAAUAUUAAAUAUCUAUGUCUUCAUCUGUUCAUAUGUUACUUCGCUUCAGCGUUACAGUUAAUCCAGAACAUGAUGGAGUUUAGGGCUCCAGGCAGCUGAAGUAAAUCCAAUUGAUGUGUUUGGAGAAUGAGAUCACCGUCCUCGAGGGAGAUGAGGACUAAUUACUGUAUAUCUUGGCAAAUCAACAAUUUUGUGCAGUUUAUGCCAGCCUGAAUAAACCUGAACCCCAUGUAUGUAAAUGUUUAAAACUAAAUAUUCUCAUUUAUAUCAAUCACUGCCACCACCGAAAGGUGUGCAAUUCAGUCAAUAGAGGAUGAAUACAUUAGCUAUUAGUUUA
Messenger RNA from Panicum virgatum (switchgrass), 4293 nucleotides. RefSeq names its product disease resistance protein RGA2-like. The transcript has 2 exons. The record is from RefSeq and is a predicted model, not a curated record. Bases 162 to 3590 code for a protein of 1142 amino acids. Gene Ontology annotation, molecular function: ADP binding. Lineage: Eukaryota; Viridiplantae; Streptophyta; Magnoliopsida; Poales; Poaceae. Gene Ontology annotation, biological process: defense response to other organism.